AUGAACAAAGAUCAACAACUUAGGGCAGAUUUCAGGGCGAAUGUGGUAAGUGAACAGCUUUCUGAGAACUUUUCUCAGAAAAGUGACACGAACGUGGCACCUGAUGAUGCUUUUAGUCUUGGCCAAAUUUGGCUUGUCCAAGAUCAGCCAAUAACACAAACAAUUGAGGCUGGCUGGGAAGUGUUUCCAUCUUUUUACAAUGAUUCUCGACCUAGACUAUUUGUGUACUGGACGAACGAUAAUUACCAAUCCACAGGUUGUAGGAAUUCGGAUUGUCCAGGAUUUGUGCUAUCCACUGGUGCACAAUACUAUCCGGGCCAACCCAUAGAACAAGUUUCUGAGUAUGGAAAAGAUCAGAUUGACAAAUUGAUAAGCAUAAAAAGAGAAAAUUUACAAGGUGGAGCAAUAUGGUCCUUAUAUAUAGAAGAUAAAAUUGUGGGUUAUUGGCCUGGAUCCUUAUUUAGUUCAUUGGCUGAAUCAACCACGAUAGUGGAAUAUGGAGGGGAAGUUGCACAUUCUGAUAAUGAUGUAGGAACCCCAUUCUCAAAAACACACAUGGGUAGUGGUCAUUUUCCUCAUGAGGGCUUCUCAAAGGCAGCUUAUAUUAGGGACAUCCAAAUGCACAACUCUAAUAAUGUUCUUGUGUACCCUCAAGAAACCAUUCUAGCAAAGAAACCACUUUGCUAUAAUUUAACUGUUGCAAUUGACAAUACCAAUCUCGAAUGGGGUCACUACAUGUUUUUCGGAGGUCCCGGGGGAGAUAAUCCUAGUUGUCUCAAUUGAUUAUUAGUUAUU
This is a messenger RNA of Cryptomeria japonica (Japanese cedar), 795 nucleotides long. Its product is annotated as protein neprosin. NCBI's taxonomy places the organism in Eukaryota, Viridiplantae, Streptophyta, Pinopsida, Cupressales, Cupressaceae. The transcript has 5 exons. The record is from RefSeq and is a predicted model, not a curated record. The coding region runs from base 1 to 783 and encodes 260 amino acids.